This is a messenger RNA of Cyprinus carpio (common carp), 1394 nucleotides long. Its product is annotated as protein jagunal homolog 1-A. Lineage: Eukaryota; Metazoa; Chordata; Actinopteri; Cypriniformes; Cyprinidae. Gene Ontology annotation, cellular component: endoplasmic reticulum membrane. The record is from RefSeq and is a predicted model, not a curated record. Gene Ontology annotation, biological process: granulocyte colony-stimulating factor signaling pathway; vesicle-mediated transport; endoplasmic reticulum organization.
AGAGAAAAAGACUAAAAUAUUCCUUGGUUUGAAGGAGAGCUGUAACUGUAUUUACAGUGAAAGACUAACCCAAUAAAAUAGGUAAUACAUUUGAUGUUGUGGGGGGCGAUGGCGAAAGCUUGACAUUUUAUUGUACUCAAAUUCUAUGAUGACCUAGAUGGAUCUGUCCAGUCACAUGACCUCAUUAACAUCUAAAAGCCUAUAGCCUUCACCAUAGUACGAUUGUUUCGCCGGCUGUUACAUCCUCUUCUCCCAGGAAGUCAGAAUGGUUAGGAACCUAUUAAUAUUAAAAAGCCAAACCACCGCAUCCUGCUCAGUACUCGGUGAUGCUGAGGAUGCGCAGACAGAGAUUCUGCGGCGUCAAAUCACAUUGCGCGAAGGGGCGGAGAGAUUCUUUACUGACCUGCUUGUGCGCAUGAGCAACAUAUUAUUGCCUUCAUUGAUAAAAACCCUUUGUGAUAAUAUUUCCUCAUCUAAUCUCCUCACUGUCGAUUUCGGCGCGUUUCAUCAAUCCAUACGUGUGUUACAGUAAUCUGGAAAUUGGCAAUGACAUCACGUGCAGGCCCAAGAGCUGCAGGGACUGAUGGGAGUGAUUUUAAACCCAGAGAGAAAGUGGCUUCUCACUAUCAGAUGAGUGCUUCAUCAAAAUCAGAAAUAAAGAAGCUCACCGUAGUGCAUUUCUUCAUAUGGAUACUGGUGGCAGCUCAGGUGGCUGUUAGUCAUCUCAAUCUGGUGUCACAUGAUUUGGUGGCCAUGCCUUAUCAGUGGGAGUAUCCAUAUCUUUUGAGUCUUCUGCCCUCGUUUAUUGGAGCCCUGGCCAUGCCGAAGAGCAACAUCAGCUAUCUGGUGAUCUCCAUGAUCAGUGCUGGUUUGUUCUCAGUAGCACCCUUGAUUUUUGGUGCAAUGGAAAUGUUUCCACUGGCCCAGCAGCUGUACCGACAUGGGAAAGCGUACCGGUUUAUAUUUGGCUUCUCAGCUGUAUCUGUGAUGUAUCUACUCAUGGUGAUUGCUAUUCAGGUGCACGCAUGGCAAAUCUACUACAGCAAGAAGCUUCUAGAUGCCUGGUUCAACUCAACACAAGAGAAGAAGAAGAAAUAAUCAUGCUGUGUAUACUUGAAUUGAAUUGAUCCUUUUUCUGUCUCAGUUGUUACUGUACAAUGCAUGCAAUUAUUGUAAAUGUUUAAAUAUACCUUUGUAAGCAACAAAGCUUACUUAAUAUGUGGAUUUGACAUUUUUUUCAUAAAUAUUUAAAUUAAGUUUACCUUUUGUUUUAGCAUCUUAUUUAAUACCUGACAUUCUGUUGAAUUACAAAUUGUUUAGUCCAUGUCAAGAAUACAGAGCCGUUCACAUAAUUUUUAAUACUUUAUAAAUAAAAAAAUUCUUUAAAUAUUUAA